Molecule: messenger RNA, 255 nt
Organism: Amoebophrya sp. A25
Lineage: Eukaryota; Dinophyceae; Syndiniales; Amoebophryaceae
Source: the annotation of a GenBank genome assembly
AUGGAUGCUUCCCACGAUUCGGAUGAUGACUUUACGACGGAGUUUGAAGAAAGGGGAGCAUCAACAGGUGGCAAACGCAAACAGAAACAGGAAGACUCUUCAGUAAUAAAUGUAAAGGAGAAUCUCCGUCUCUCUCAGAAACAUGUUGGUGAUGCAGAGAGUGGCGGAAAAUCCAUGGUCGAGAUGGACUUGCUUGAUGCACUCACGCCUCUAGGACCGCCUUCGACUGGGUAUCAGUAUUACCCAGACCCACCU